GGCCAUCACCAGACCAGGUGGACUUACUUGAACGCGGUGUCCAGCUGCUUGGCCAGCCUCCUGGGAGGGGAAAGGCGGGGAACCAAGCGGAGGACUGAGAACAGCCAGCGUGCUGCUGGGACUUCACUGCCACCCACGCAUAGGAGGUUUUGCUAGACACCAAGAAAGGAAGAAGGCGCGGGGAAUAAAUAACCUGCGGCCGCUCUCAGGCCAGGCUGGUGGCAGCUGGUGGUGGUGGCUGGUGGUUGGUGACCUCUGGUGGCCGGUUCUCCAGCGCGCCCCCGCGGGGGCUCUGGGCGGUGUAGCCGAGGCGGCAGGUGCAGAACGCGGACAGACUUGCAGCUGCCGCGGAGCCCGCAGCCCGUUCCUGGCUCCCGGCUCCCGGCUCCCGAGGGUUGGUCUCCGGGGCGCUCACCCAGGGCAGCACGUCUGGAGCCGCCGCGGUGCGUUCGCUCCCGGAGCGAAGUUUAGGGUCCAGCGCACUAUCUGCGGGCGGGGACCCCCGACGCCAUGGAGGGCGCCCUGGCAGCCAACUGGAGCAUCGAGGCGUCAGGGAACGCGAGCGGGGAGCACCCCGGGGUGCCGGGAAACGGCACGGCGGGGCCCCCGCAGCGCAACGAGGCGCUGGCGCGCGUGGAGGUGGCGGUGCUCUGCCUCAUCCUGGUGCUCGCCCUGGGCGGCAACGCGUGCGUCCUCCUCGCCCUGCGCACCACGCGGCGCCAGCCCUCGCGCCUCUUCUUCUUCAUGAAGCACCUGAGCAUCGCCGACCUGGUGGUGGCGCUGUUCCAGGUGCUGCCACAGCUGCUGUGGGACAUCACCUUCCGCUUCUACGGCCCCGACCUGCUGUGCCGCCUGGUCAAGUACCUGCAGGUGGUGGGCAUGUUCGCCUCCACCUACUUGCUGCUGCUCAUGUCCCUGGACCGCUGCUUGGCCAUCUGCCAGCCCCUGCGGGCCCUGCGGCGCCGUGCUGACCGCUUGGCUGUGCUGGGCACCUGGCUGGGCUGCCUGGUGGUCAGCGUCCCGCAGGUGCACAUCUUCUCGCUGCGGGAGGUGGCGGACGGCGUCUUCGACUGCUGGGCCGUGUUCAUCCAGCCCUGGGGGCCCCGGGCCUAUGUCACCUGGAUCACGCUGGCCGUCUACAUCGUGCCGGUCAUCGUGCUGGCCGCCUGCUACGGCCUCAUCAGCUUCAAGAUUUGGCAGAACCUGCGGCUCAAGGCGGCGGCGGCGGCGGGGGCGGCCGGGGGCCAGGCCGGGGAGCCCGCGGCGCUAGCCCGGGUCAGCAGCGUCAAGCUCAUCUCCAAGGCCAAGAUCCGCACUGUCAAGAUGACCUUCAUCAUCGUGCUGGCCUUCGUUGUCUGCUGGACGCCGUUCUUCUUCGUGCAGAUGUGGAGCGUCUGGGACAAGGACGCACCCAAGGAAGGUAGCUGGGCACUGGGGGAGGGGGAAUGGUUAGAGGGGGCCGGGGGGCACCCACUCCACCCCUGAGCCCAGCCUCCACUGGUUUAUUCUUCUGGAGACCCCCUGGCCCCCCCAUCAGGCAGCACUGGGGAGGAAGAGAGGCACCCACCCCCACACACACUCCUUAGCAGGUAACCUCUUUUUUUUUUUUUUUAAAUUAUUUGUCAUUAAUAGUAUAUUACAGGAUUGUGAGAUUACAACCACACAGCACCACCACCAACUUUCUUUUUUAUUUUUUAUUUAAUUUGCUUAUUUUAUUUUGCCUCCAGGGUUAUUGCUGGGGCUCGGUGCUGACACUACAGAUUCACUGCUCCUGUGGCCAUUUCCCCCAUUUUAUUGAAUAGGACAGAGAGAAAUUGAGAGGGGGAGGGGAAGAGAGAGAGAGAGAGGGAGAGAGAGGGAGAGAGAGAUCUACAGACCUGCUUCACC
This is a messenger RNA of Erinaceus europaeus (western European hedgehog), 1887 nucleotides long. RefSeq names its product oxytocin receptor (gene OXTR). Gene Ontology annotation, molecular function: vasopressin receptor activity; oxytocin receptor activity; peptide binding. Gene Ontology annotation, biological process: G protein-coupled receptor signaling pathway; regulation of systemic arterial blood pressure by vasopressin; female pregnancy. Gene Ontology annotation, cellular component: membrane. The transcript is spliced from 2 exons. NCBI's taxonomy places the organism in Eukaryota, Metazoa, Chordata, Mammalia, Eulipotyphla, Erinaceidae. The coding region runs from base 511 to 1485 and encodes 324 amino acids. The record is from RefSeq and is a predicted model, not a curated record.